GCUUAACCUCAUGGCUCUGCGAGGAUAAGCACAAAAUCUUUUUAUUAUUGUAAAUAAUGUAGGUCAAAUAAUGUUCAGUAGAAGGUUAGGAAACUUGAUUGAAUUGGGAAGAUUGAAACAAAUCAAACAAGUAGAGAAAUAGGAAGCAUGGCUUCUUCAACAAAAACCCAACAAGAAUAUGGUACAAAUGAAGAAGAAGGAGAAGAAGAAAGCUUUUCAUAUGCCAUUCAAAUUUCGAUGGGGUCAGUACUGCCCAUGGUAAUGCAAACUGCAAUAGACCUUGGCAUUUUUGACAUUAUAGCCAAAGCAGGUCCUGAUGCAAAACUCUCAGCUUUCGAUAUUGCAGCCCAAAUUAGCAGCUGUCAAAACCCUGACGCGCCCAUGAUGCUUGAUAGGAUCCUCAGGCUUCUAGCUAGCCACUGUGUGCUUGGUUGCUCUCUGUCCUCAAAUGCUCAAGGAACCCACCAGAGACUCUACCAUUUGAAUUUUGUUUCCAAAUACUUCGUGAAAAAUGAAGAUGGGGUCUCCCUAGGACCUUUCAUGACCUUGAAUCAAGACAAGGUCUAUAUGGAGAGCUGGCCUUUACUCAAGGAUGCAAUUCUUGAAGGUGGAAUUCCAUUCAAUAAGGUCCAUGGAACACAUGCCUUUGAUUAUCCUCGCGGUGACCCCAGGUUCAAUGCGGUUUUCAACACAGCAAUGUUUAAUCACACAAAAAUAGUUAUGAAGAAACUCCUCCAGUCCUAUACGGGUUUCGAGCACCUAAAGCAGGUGGUUGAUGUUGGUGGAGGACUUGGAGUCACUCUUAACAUGAUCACUUCCAAAUACCCUCACAUUAAGGGUAUUAAUUUUGACUUGCCUCGUGUCAUACAACAUGCCCCUCCUUAUCCUGGUGUGAAUCAUGUAGAAGGAGAUAUGUUUGAAAGAGUUCCACAAGGAGAUGCUAUUUUUAUGAAGUGGAUACUUCAUGAUUGGAGCGAUGAACAUUGCUUGAAGCUGUUGAAGAACUGCUACGAAGCAAUUCCAGAUGAUGGAAAGGUAAUAGUAGUGGAUGCAGUGCUUCCAGUAAUGGCAGAGAAUAGUGCAGCAGCGAGGGACACUUCACUUAUGGACGUGUUUAUGAUGACUCAAAAUCCAGGAGGGAAGGAAAGGACUCAACAAGAAUUCAUGGCCUUGGCUACUGCAGCUGGAUUUAGUGGUAUCGCUUUUCAAUCUUGUGUUUGUAACUUUUGGGUUAUGGAAUUCUUCAAGUAAUAAUUUGCUCCUAAAUGGCUCAUGUUUUCUUCUGUGAGAUGAAAAUCGCCUUUAAUGUUUAGAGACAUCUUCAAAUAAAGUACAAGAAUCAAUCUCCAAAAUAAUUGCCCUAUUACCAAUAGUCGAAGCCAAUUUCAUAGACAGUAAGAGAGCACAAGCUUCACCUGGAAUCUCCAAUAACUUCUGUUUCUUUCUUUCUUUCUUUUUUUUUUUCUCGUUUUUAUCAAAUAAUUAAAUAACAGUGAGGAAAUGUUAUUGGUGUAUAUAUCUUUAAUUAUUCUUUGUUAGACUAAA
Molecule: messenger RNA, 1545 nt
Organism: Hevea brasiliensis (rubber tree)
Lineage: Eukaryota; Viridiplantae; Streptophyta; Magnoliopsida; Malpighiales; Euphorbiaceae
Product: cathecol O-methyltransferase 1-like
Exons: 4
Coding region: 148-1251 (367 amino acids)
Biological process (GO): methylation
Molecular function (GO): protein dimerization activity; S-adenosylmethionine-dependent methyltransferase activity; O-methyltransferase activity
Source: RefSeq, a predicted model, not a curated record